AUCCUUACAUUGCAAUUUUAUACCUAAAUAACCCAAAACAGUGGAAGAGACGAAAAAAAAAGGUGUGAAAUCUUGUGGUGUUGCCAUUUGCCAAUGCUUUUGCUUCGAUGUGCCACACUCAAUCCAAGCGAGCAAGGGUAAUAAGACCUAAAGUGGCCUCGACCUUUGUUUUCUUGGGCCUUAGCCGUAGGCCCAAACUUCUCUCGAGUCGUUCAUGGAGAUCCAUCAGGGACACGUGCCAUUAGUCUGUUUAGUUAUAAAUUUUUAUGUAUAGUUUGCAUUUAGGUUAGUUUGGAAUUAGAUUAAUGGUAUAAUUAAUUUAUGUUAUAUAUAAUGUUAAUUUUUGAGGGCCUCGCGGGAUCCAUUCGAACUUCCUCUGCCGACAAAAAAGAAAAGAAGAAGACGACGUUUAUAUGUGUAUCUCCCCAGCUAAGUGGAAUCAGAGCGUGUAAAAAUUAUUCAUCGGUGCGAGUUCUCUCUAACCUUUGUUUGUUUGUUCAUGGUGGGCUCUGGUUUCCUCUUUUAGAAGAAAAUUGUUAGGGCGAGAAGAAAAAAAUUGAAUAUAGAAUGAAUAUCUCUUUUUAAGGGUUUAUGGUUUUGCUGCUCUAACCUUGGAUUUUAGUGUAUUGUUUUUGUUCUUCAGUAGUUGAAAUUUCGAAGCACUAGCAUAAGAGAAUGGGAGCAGAAGAAGUGGAGACUGCUGACUUAAGCGACAAAGCUUUGGUGUCUGCCAUUAGAGAGGUCCUUGCAUCUGCCCAAAGUGGGGAUACCGAUCAAUAUAAUGAGCUUGUUCAGUUAAUGUACAUCAAAAAGAAGAAAUCUGGUGACGAUGCUAUGGCACAGCCAGAGGUGCCUGAUGAUGUCGAUGUUGUGGCUCAGCGAGAGACACUCUUGAAAAUUCUAUCACACUCUGUUGCUUGCUUAGAUGACGUUCACCAUAACCACCUUCUUCAACUUAUUCUUGGAACGAGAAUUUGGGAUCACAAACCUAAUGUAAUAUAUGCAUUGCUGGACUUAAUCAUAUCACUGGCCACUACUAGUGGAAAGCAUCUGAGCUCUUGUUUAGAUACGCUCGUCUCUAAUUUACGUUCGCAACCCCGCAAACUCGACAAUAAGAUGCUGGAAGUUCUUUCCAGGGUGCACGCAGCUCUUCACAAGAUUUCUUAUUUAGUUCCCCUUGCUCCCUCUAUAUUACUGCCCAUACUCGCCCAGAGUAUGCCUAGCGUACACGACAAAGCUCGCUUGCAGGUUGUAGUGCCAUAUGUGAAGAACUUGUUGAAGUUGGAGAACAGCUCAAUCAUCGGAAAAGUUGUUGGCAAGGAUAUUCUUAUGAUGGUGAUGGGGAGGUUCCGAGAUCUCGAUUCGGAGAUUGAGUGCGAUGAUAAUCUCCAAAAUGACUCCAGUCUAGCAAUGUUUGAUAUGGAACUUGACGUUGCAGUUGAAGGCACUCUAGUUUCUAAAUUGUUGGACGAUUUAAUGGUCGAAUCUUUUAAUCAUCUUAAAUCUUGUCAAGAUGCUGGUCGUCUGGAUGAGGUGUUUGAAAAUCUCUUCGAGUCGUUUGAGAACUUAAUUCUGAACACGCAAAAAUUAAAAUUUUCACAGUUCCUGAUGUUCUAUGCGUGCUCACUAGAUCCUGAAAAUUGUGGUGUGAAGUUUGCCAGUAAGCUGUUGGAAAAAUUUCUCUCCAGCAACAACAAUCAAGUUACUAGGACGAAUGCAGUGACAUAUCUAGCUAGCUACUUGGCUCGUGCAAAUUUUUUGUCUGCUUCUUUUGUGGCUAGCAUGUUAAAAAGAUUGGUGGAUGAGUGUGCUGAUUAUUGCAGAACAUGCAAUGAUGAUGCUAGGCCUGAAGUACACCAAGUUUUCUAUUCAGGAUGUCAGGCCAUUUUAUACGUGCUAUGCUUUCGAAUGAGAUCAAUCCUAGAGGUUCCUCACUUCCAAUCACAGCUUACACCAUUGGAGUCAGUUUUGUCUCACAAACUAGACCCGCUGAGGGUAUGCCUUUCAUCUGUAGUUUCUGAGUUCCUUAUACAAGCCAAAGCCUGUGGCCUGUUCAUUGUCUCCGACGCCUUCAUUUUUGAUGACCUAUCCGAGUCUGAGCUCUCUCGUGCUUUAGGUGGCUUCUUCCCAUUCCCGUGGUUGUUGGAAAAAUCUAACAGCUUAAUCUCUCCGCACUUCAUCAAACGGUCAGAGGUGAAAAAGACUUACGAGCAAGCGGAAGUGACAGUGUAUGGAGAUACAGACAAUGAGGAGGACUCUGAUGAUGACGUUGAUCCUGAUAACGAGAUGAACAAGAUGUCUAUAACUCCUAAACACUCAGUCAUGCACGAAACAGAGAGACUCCUGAAGAUGCCUUCGAGGAUCAGUCCAUCAACUAGUCCUCGUGAAUCCCUCUGA
Arabidopsis thaliana (thale cress) is the source of this 2397-nucleotide messenger RNA. RefSeq names its product RNA polymerase I specific transcription initiation factor RRN3 protein. Gene Ontology annotation, biological process: transcription by RNA polymerase I; transcription initiation at RNA polymerase I promoter. The record is from RefSeq and is marked reviewed. Bases 676 to 2397 code for a protein of 573 amino acids. The transcript has 14 exons. Gene Ontology annotation, molecular function: RNA polymerase I general transcription initiation factor activity. NCBI's taxonomy places the organism in Eukaryota, Viridiplantae, Streptophyta, Magnoliopsida, Brassicales, Brassicaceae.